Messenger RNA from Candidula unifasciata, 1073 nucleotides. The record is from the annotation of a GenBank genome assembly. Lineage: Eukaryota; Metazoa; Mollusca; Gastropoda; Stylommatophora; Geomitridae.
UGACAUCAUUUUCUAAGAAAACUGGCGACUAUCGCUCGCUCUCGGCCGUUGAUUUAAAAGUGUUGGCGCUAGUCUAUGACCUAGAGAAACAGUUUAAAGGCACAGAACACAUUCGGAAAGAGCCGUCAAAGAAGCCUGAAUGGACCGUUGGACACAAAACGGAAAGCUGUGGUGUGACACUAGCCACCAAGAGGUAUGAGGAUGGAGAAGCACUCCCUUCAGAUCAGAUUGGAGAGAAGAAAGAAACAGACAGUGAUGAUGAAGACGAGGUAUAUUUUGAUGCUGCCGACACACUGAACGAUGCACUGGGCAGCAUAGAGUUGGCUGAAGAGGUUCAGGACAGGGGACAGGAGGAUGUGGAGAAUCCAGACAACAGGCAGAAAGACAUCCAACAUUCUGAGGAAGAAGAUGAAGAAACUGAAGAUGAAGAUGACAGUGAUGAUGAUGAAGGGUGGAUAACUCCGGCUAAUAUUGCUGAGGUCAAGAGGUCAAUGGGUGUAGAAGUUGCAGAAGUGAGCCAUGUCAGUGUUGGCUGUUUGACUACAGAUUUUGCCAUGCAGAACGUUCUCAUCCAGAUGGGCCUGCAUGUUCUCUCCAUCGAUGGCCUGCUCAUCAAGAGGGCCAAAAGUUAUGUGCUUAGAUGUUUCGGCUGUUUGAGAAUAACCAAAGACACCAGCAGACAGUUUUGCCCACAUUGUGGCAACAAGACCCUCAAACGGCUCUCCACCACCAUAGAGGAGGACGGCUCAGUGAGGUACUGGCUGGCCAAGAACUACACUAUCCGUACCAGAGGCACCAAGUUUUCUCUGCCGAAACCUCAAGGAGGCAAGCAUGCAAUCAACCCCUUGUUGUGUGCCGACCAGCCCAGACCAGAUCAGAGGCCGUCCAAGAAAUCACUACAGAAAGUGGACAUCCUGUCUGCAGAUAUCAUCGCGGAUAUGAGUCCGUUCAGUGUCAACGAUGUCAACAGUCGGGCAGCACAGCUGGGUAUUCGUAGUUGCCAUCCCCCUCAGUGGUCUAAGAGAAACCCCAAUGAAUGUCGCAAGAAAGUCAAUAAAAGGAAGGGAAAAUAA